GAGAGCCGCGAGAAUAUCAUAAGCUCGGCAACAGGUUCCAAAUCACUGGAGUAUUAGGAACAUGUUCUCUGUUUACAAUAUUCAUCGUGAGAGGUACUACAUUCACGUUUAAAACGGUAUUAAAACAUUAAAGAGCAAUGCAAAUCGGCUAGUUUGCAGGGUUUGUACAGUGACUGAGUCAUCUUCGAUGGCAUCGAACUUGAAAACGGAGGGUAAAAUGACUGCCUUAUAAAUGGGAAUCAAGUGCUUUAAUGAUUGAUAUGGGGCUAUAUAUAGGCCUCGAAGUUUGUCGUAGCAACUUGCUGGAAUAAAGUAGUUUGACCUUUUUUGUAAUAUAUGGGAUUAAACACAUACAUGUUCCAUAUAUGAACACGUACAACAACAAAAUGACUGAGGUGUGUGACUUCACUUUAGUGGCCGUAUGGUUUCUACUCCUAGGGAAUGGAUACGUUCAGUACACUGAAGGAGUUAUGUUACCUUUUGGCACUGGAGAAGGUGACAUCUUUCUCCGUAACGCUGAUGACUAUUCGCAUGAGGCAGUAACUCUUUUAAGGAACUUUACCUUCUUGGGUAAAAGCUUUCAAAAACUUUACGUCAAUAUAAAUGGUUUAAUCACAUUCAAGAAUCCUCUACCGACCUUCUCUACCGAGACGCUACCCGUCGCGGACACGCCCUUCGUGGCGCCUUACUGGGCGGAUGUGGACACGCGCGAUUUUGGCGCCAUAAGUUUUCGUCAGCUGUUGUGGAGCGGUAGCGACGAUGCCAUUUUGAAUCAAGUUACUGAGAUCAUUCGAUCAGCCUUCGUUGAUCAGCAGGAUUUUUCGGUUGAAUGGAUUUUCAUGGUAUCGUGGAAUAAAGUGGGAUUCAAUGCUCAGAUCGAUUCUUCACGAGUCAAUUCCUUCCAAUGCAUCUUGGUGGUUGGCGGGAGAUUUCAUGGUGUGAUAUUCAAUUACGAUACUAUACGGUGGACCAGUGACAUAUUCAAUGGCGGGAACCAAUUCACUGGACUUGGAGGAAUUCCAGCUCAGAUUGGUUUUAAUGCUGGAGAUGACAUUCAUGCGUUUACACUGCAUCCAUCACAAACUGAAGAGGUGAUAAACAUGACCAUUUUAUCCAAUGUGAACGUGCCUGGUCGGUUUGUCUUUAGAGUGGACCUACCCGAGAUCAUUGAUCCUGCAUGUAAAGAAGGCACAGGGACUGUCAGUCUGUACCCAGCUACUGAUACGAUGUUAGGAGGUAACAAAAUAUUCAUACAAGGUCCGUGUUAUGAUGUCACCGCAUCCAAUGUUGUUUGCAAGUUUAAAGACGCACUUUCAGCUGGAACCGUUGAAUCACCGCUGAGGGCGUCCUGUGUGAGUCCAACGCUAUUCACUGCAGGAGAUGUGGCAGUACAUGUUUCCUUGGAUGGAGGCAACACUUUUCCCUAUACAGGAAACCUGCAGGUUGAGCUUCCCUCAUCAUCACCCAUGGUGUUCAAGGUCGAGGAGGAUAAAUGGCUGACAUCCAACGAACUCGAACUCAUGUGGGAUACGCAAGUUCUUGCGGGUAUAGAGACAGUACACGUGGUUGUGUACUCCUACUGGGAACCUCCAGGCCACAACGGCUUCCACUGGGACACUGUCCAGACGCUAGCCAGAGGUGUGGCAUACAGCCAGGGAGGAUUGAACUUCGUGAAACCUGAGAUGAGCCAUGUUGCGGAUCUGAUGGGUGUCAUAGGUGUUGUUGAAGAUAUCGACGAAGGCAAAAACAGAAUCCCAAGGUCCAUAUGGAGUGAGGUAGAUUCUCUUCAAUGGCUCUUCCCUCAAAACUCCUCAUCUUGGUGUACCGAGUGGACAAACACCAAUGGAGUUCCAGGAGACCAUGGCUUCUUCGAAAAUCGGACCUCUUGCCCGUGUCUGCUACGUCAGGCAAAGCGAGAUCUUGGAAGGUACAUGCCAAGGCAGGACUGCAGAGACGAUGCUUGGAACAGGUUUCCCGACAACUGUGAGGAUAGGCCUGGUGCUUUUCAAUGUGUCAUCGCAAGGCCAAACGGACAAAAACUUGCCGACCAGGAAUGCUGUUACGACAAAAAUGGCACUCUGAUCGAAGACCGAUUCGCUCAUUCUGGUUUCGGUGUUGCCCGUCUUCAGAGCCCUGUCACGAGCUCGAUUCCAGAUGGCGAGGGAAUCGAACAAGGCUUGCCUUAUUUCUCUCACUUUUACCGUGACGUCAUUCCCGAGAUGCAGUGCUGUCGGUUUUCGUCUUCCAAAGAUGUGACGGGAGAUUUGAAUGCGCACUGCGAUCGGUUUAUGGCAUGCCGACCUAGUAAAUCGUGUAGAUUUUAUGAAGUGCCGAAAACGGCUUCAGUAUUUGGCGCUUCGCACAUCUCAACCUUUGACGGUCUGGAAUACACUUUCCCCGCUAGAGGAGAAUACAUACUCCUUAAAACAACAGAGAGAGAUCUUCUGAUCCAGGGUAGAUUUGAACGUAUUGAUACAGGAGGCGGUGCCACAUCUUCCGUUUUGACUGCCAUCGCCAUAAAGCAGCGUAAUAGUGACGUCAUACAUGUACAGACCAGUCCUCGUUUACACUUAGAUUUAUUUGUUGGUAGAGAGAACCAGCAGUUUACAUUGGUGGACUCAUUCCAGUCCCAUACAUGGUCUUUUAAAGGUGUCGAGUUGUUUUAUUCGGACUCCGUUUACCAAGACGGCGUCCAACUAUAUUUCGACGAAGGAGUGGGGAUCACGGUGAAAGCCACGGGCAAGUCGAUCCGAUUAAUCGCCAUAUGUCCGCCGGAAUUCCGGAAUAGAACGGAAGGUUUGCUCGGAUCAUGGAAUGAGAAUCCGGAAGAUGACCUGCGGAUUGAUGAUGGCACUAUUCUAUCCCAUGAUUCAUUAGGAGAGGACAUUGUGAGGUCAUUUGGAUCUCAGUGGCGGAUACCAGAAGAUGCUGAAUCUCUUUUUUACUAUCUCCCCGGGUACUCACGUGAGGUAUAUUUGAAUUCCCAGCAACCGCCAAUCACCUUUAACCCGGAACCGGAAACAGAUCCGUUGACUAUUUGCGAUGACAGUAGACUGUGUGCCGUGGACCUUGCUGUAAGCACGAAUAAUAGACAGUUUGCUCGGGGUACUUUAGAUGCUCAAAAUGAGCUCCAAGCUACAAGGAAUGACUUGAAAGAAGUGGAUAAAAGUUUUCUAAUGUGCUCCGACGUAUCUGCACCUCCUCAUGGAGUCAUAGUAGAAUCUACUGGGAGGUAUUUUAAAGACUUUGUUACUUUCUCAUGCGAUGAUUGCUACGAAUUAACUGGGAAUCUAACACUCUCGUGCCAAUACGAUCUGCAGUGGAGUGAUGAUUUACCAGUCUGUUCUCGAGAAGGCAAUGCUACUUGCCCCGUUCCUGGAAAACCUGAUAAUGGUACCUUUCAAUUGGCUGCCUGUAAUAGAACUGUAAAUUUCUCUUGCAAUGAGGGCUUUGCUCUGAUUGGUCGGGAACAGAUCACGUGUCAUAACGGUUCGUGGGAUUAUGACGCACCGACAUGCGUAGUAAGUGUUGAAACAACGCCGAUGAUAAAAGCAGCAACGACGACGGUAAAAGAAUCGACUACAUCAAUAAAUGAAGCAACAACGACCACAAAAACAAGGACAACUCCCAUCAUGACACAUGUUACCAGUACAGCCGCGCCAAUUAUUGAAGGAGGCGGGUCGGAUAUGCCUAAUGAAGUUUUAGGACAGACACCCAAUGUUAGGAUCGAUUCAAUCACAUCUGAAGAGUACAGGACGGAUCCAGAGUUUAUUGUAUGGUGGGUUCUUAGGGUUCUUAUAUCCUUCGUAUCUAUCACAGUCGUAGCUCUCAUCAUCGUCAUAGUUUUCAUCACUUUUGGAUUUAGAAAAAAUCCAAAAAGCCGGAAAUCGCAUCACCAGGCCAGCAGUAUGAACUAGUGGAGAACACAUGAAAUUUGGACGGCCUUUACAAUUCUUAUUUUUCUGCAGAUCAUUGAUAAAUCUGAAAAAGUAUGGAGUUCAGCUAUAACAAAAUGUGGAUUAUCUUAGCGUUUAAUUUGUGUAUUAUAAAUAAAAUGUUGUUCAAAAACAUUGUUUUAAAAAAAUGAACUACCUGUUUAUUUUCAAUAAUUUUUUAAAAUUAAUUUACUGGCAUUUACCAACAAUACUCACAUGUUUAUACUGAAACUAAUCAAAACGGAAAAGAUAUACACAAAUUAAGCAUAAUAUACAAGGUGAAUGGGACCUGAAAAAAGCACAAGUGAUAGUCGGGUCUGGUCCCGCUAUGUUACAAAUGCAGAGUUCAAGCAAACACAAAAAACAACAAUCGCAUUAUACUUCUUCUAAAAGGCUAUAUCAGUAUCGAUAGCAAUUAGAAAACAAAGUAUCACCUUUGUUUACUACUUAAAGUAUGUAAAUUUACAACUAGCUAUACAGUUCAUUAAUAUUUAGUCUUAUGGUUGGUGUUAGUAUAUAUUAUACAUUAUGAGUUGUUUAACUGAUGAAAAGAGAUUUAAAACAAGAAAUCACUAAAAAUUUUAUAUUUUUGUACAUUUCUUAGUUGUCUUUCUACCAGUUUGAUUUCAUUAAUCCAAAGAAAUCAUGCUGUUGCAGCUCUUCACGAAUGUAUGUGCAAUAUUAAUAAUUUAUAUCCCCCAUAAGGUACUUAUUUGUUUUAUAUUUAAAGCUUAUUUGAAAAGAUGAGACUGAAUUUUCAAACACUCUCAGCUGUUUUAAGCAACCUAUCAGUUGGUUCGAAUAUGAACCGACCAACUCUUGGUUAAAACAAAAUUGCGUGCAAAAUGUGUUCGGAUUUUUUUCCUGACAACUUAAUAAAAAAGUUCGAUAUAUAUAUAUAUAUAUAUAUCAUUGUAGCUUAAUUAUAUGAUUCUACAUUUAAUAUAUUUCUGCAACUUCGUGUACGUAAUGUGUUUUUGUCUUCCAAUAAUGCCUUAUCUCUUCCUUUUUGUACACGUUUUGCAUCAUGGAUUCAAAUACAGGCAAUACAUUCACUUUACAAUAGUUACAUGUACUUGUACUUUUGAUGAAGUAAGUGUUAGUCAUUUAUCCAAGCAAAUACUUUUGUUUAUCACUAUUGCAUUCCACUAAAGUUUUGCUUUACGAUCGAUUAAAUAUCAAUGAAGUGAUAGAGUGUAGUCUUCCCAAUCUAUCAUUACUUGCGUUGAUGGAACCGAUUCCUAAUCAUUUAAGCCCAGAUUCGAACGUAACGCGUUAUUUUGAUCACAAGAGAAAUAAGAUGUGUGAAGAUUAUACUGGGCAAUAUUUAGGCAAAUUUAUGAUAUUCAUAGAUGUACUUAAAAAACCAUGUUUUGUGCAAUAAAUUAUUGUGUGUUGAUAUUUAUAAUAUGUGUAAAUGGUGACCUGGCAGGAAUUCAUUUCCUGAAACCCAGGACGUGUGUAACAGCUACCCUGCCAAGUCAUACAGAGUCACUGACAAACGUAUGGGGGCUUUGGGCCUCCCGUCUGAAAAAAAGAAAAAAAAACUUCAACGGUCAAGGGGGAUGGUAAAAAGAGGGAGGGAAAAGGGUGAAUUAUAUAAUUUGGGGGGGGGGGGUGGGAGGCACAUUACGCCAUUGUGCAGGGUAAUUAUUGCUACAUUAUUGUAGAGUUAUCUUUUUAAAAUAUUUUACAAUGAAGUAUUAGGCCUAGUGAUAUAGUGUAAAUUUGAAAUUCAUCAUUAAAAAGUGCCUUCUUGAAAUGAGAUUAC
This is a messenger RNA of Lytechinus pictus (painted urchin), 5706 nucleotides long. Its product is annotated as sushi domain-containing protein 2-like. Lineage: Eukaryota; Metazoa; Echinodermata; Echinoidea; Temnopleuroida; Toxopneustidae. The transcript is spliced from 17 exons. The record is from RefSeq and is a predicted model, not a curated record. Gene Ontology annotation, biological process: cell-matrix adhesion. The coding region runs from base 366 to 3917 and encodes 1183 amino acids.